AUGAAGGUUGUCGCUGACAUCACCUGCUUCCAGAACAGAGCCAGACUUCGUGGAGCGAGGUUCAUCCGUGACAUGGCGUGUCUCCAGGUGUGGGGGUUCUUCAGCCUCAUCGUCCUCUCCGCCGCCCAGAGCACCACACUCAGCCCUGGCCCUCGGCCCUCCUACCUGCUGCUGACCCCCAGAUUCCUCCGUCCUGAAGUCCCUCCAUCAGUGUCGGUCUCCAUCCUCACCACCUCACCGGUCGUUGUCUCUGCUCACGUUGUUCAUGGAAACCAGACCGUGGCCUCGGAGUCGGUGACAGUCGAAGGAGGUUCAACUAAGCUGCUGACUCUGCCACCUAUCCCCGACAGCGAGUCCAGCUACUGGCACCCCUACAGCCUGGAGGUCAAAGGUCACGUGGGUGGCAUCCAAGUUUUCUCCAACUCAACAGAACUGCACUUUCACCCCAAAGGCUUCUCCACCUUCAUUCAAACAGACAAGCUGAACUACCUGCCAGGGCAGGUGGUGAAGAUCAGAGCGGUGUCCAUUCAGCCCGACGGGAGGCCCUACACCAGCCCGGUGGAUCUCAUCAUCACAGACCCGAGGGGAAACGUGCUCAGACAGUGGCUGUCCGUGGACAGCGUCCUCGGGGUCGUGUCCAAAGAGUUCCAGCUGUCUGAAAACCCUCCUCUGGGUGAAUGGACCAUUGUCACUGGAGUCAAUGGUGUUUCAAGUGGGAAGCAUUUCAACGUGGCUCAUUAUGUGUUGCCAAAGUUUGAGGUUGUGAUUGACGCCCCGGAUGUCAUUUAUCAUAAGGACAGUCUGCACGGCUCCGUCACAGCAAAGUACCUGUACGGGAAACCUGUUCAGGGACGCAUGAAUAUAACGUUCCUUCAUCACUUUCAUGGUAUUGUAGAGGUUUAUAAUGAAAAUAGAGAGAUCGAUGGCACCGAAGAAUUCACGUUUGAUGUUCCCACCUACAACCCCAGGAAUCAGAGAGCUCUAGAAAUGGUCUUCUAUGAUGAAUACAUGAAUGACGAGUUCCUGACGAUUCAGGUUAAUGUGACUGAACACCUCACAGGUCGCACAUAUCUCAGUACGACAAAGGUGUCUCUGGCAAAACACAAAUAUAAACUUUCCUUUGAUGGUUAUCCACAAAUACUGAGACCCUCGUUAAACUUCACUGCCAGGCUGAAAAUAUGUACAUACAACAAUGAACCGCUGUCAAUGGAGGAUCAGCUAAAGAUGGUUCAAAUGUCAGUGAUGCAACGAAAGCAAAGUCCGUGGAGUUGGAAAAUGAACGAGAUAGAAGAAAUGAUGCCUCGUUCAUCACACGUGUCAGGCCCUUCGAGAACGCCUCCCCACCCAGAGGAGAUGCCGCCUAAAGACAUGGCGUUUCCUGUCCCUGCAGAUGGAGUCAUACCCCUCUUCAUUCAAGUCAUGAAUGAAACUGAAACACUCACCAUUGAUGCUUCUUUUGAGGACAGCCAAAGCACUCUUCAGCUCUACAGAAGCUACACAUCCCCCAGUCACUCCUACCUGCAGGUUCAGAAACCCGCCAGACCUCCAGAGGUGAAGUCCAGAGGUCAGGUGGUUUCUGCUGGGAAGAGCUCAGGUGCUCUAACGUUGGUCCCAGAAAUCUCCUGGGCUCCUCUGGCCUGCGUCAUCGUCUACUGUGUCCAUCCUGAUGGAGAGAUCGUCAACGACGUGCUCCAGCUGCCCAUCACCCAAACUUUACGAAACAAGGUGUCUCUGAGCUGGAGCAAUACUAUGAGCAGACCAGCUGAAGAGGUCACACUGAGGGUCGCGGUGGAGGAGCCCGGCUCUCUGGUCGGGAUCCUGGUGGUCGACAAGGCGACGCAGUGGACGGGAUCACGCAACGACAUCACCAAGGAGAGGGUGCUGGAGGAGAUUAACGAGUACGUUGGUUCCGCGGCCGACGCCUACUCUGACAUGUUGACAAUGGGAGAUCCAUACUCUGUCUUCAAGACAUGUGAUCUUGUGGUACUGACUGAUGCCUGUUUACAUAUGAUGCAAAAUCCGCUGAAGCCUGUAUUUCCAGGGGAGGGAAUAUAUGACAUGGAGCAGACAGACGGUCCUCAUGUACAGCAACAACAGGAGCCACGAGAGCGGUGGAAGUUUCCAGAGACCUGGAUAUGGCUGGAUACCAACACAGGUAAUUCAGACACAGCAGAGAUAACCCUGACUGUACCAGACACCAUCACAACCUGGACUGCCACCGCCUUCGUCAUGUCUGAGAACCUGGGUCUGGGCAUCGUAGAGAGGCCAGCACAGCUCACAGUGUUCCAGGAUUUCUUCCUGUCCUUGAAUCUGCCGGCCUACAUCAUCCGAGGAGAGGAGCUGCUGCUGGAGAUCAUUCUGUUCAACUACCUCCCGCAGGACCUGGAGGUCAUGGUGAUUGUCGCAGAGAGUGGCGCCUUUGAGUUCGUCUUCCCGGACAACGAGGAGCUCUCCAUGCCCAGUGUUCGUCGGGUGUCUGUAGGGAGAGAGAGCGGGACGUCCGUCCUCGUUCCCAUCAGGCCGCUGGUCCUCGGAGAAAUCCCCGUCUCUGUGAAGGCCGUGUCGUCUGCGGCGUCUGACUCGGUCCGAACGACGGUGCUCGUCAAGGCCGAAGGACUCGAGCAGUCGUUCUCCACCUCGCUGCUGUUUGAGCUUUCUGCAUCGCAGUCGAGCCUCUCCAGACGCGUCACGUUCACCUUCCCAGCAGAUGUGGUGGAGGGCAGCGAGAGAGCCUCAGUGACGGCCGUCGGCGACAUCCUCGGCCCGUCCAUCAGCGGCCUGGACUCUCUGAUCCAGAUGCCUCAUGGCUGCGGCGAACAGAACAUGAUCAACUUCGCGCCAAACGUCUACGUCCUGCAGUACCUGAGCGCUACGGGACAGACGAGCCAGGACGCCACGGACAGAGCCGAGGACUUCAUGAUGAAAGGUUACGAGCGACAGUUGUCCUAUCAGAGAGUGGACGGCUCCUUCAGCGCGUUCGGAGACCAGGACUCAUCCGGAAGCACCUGGCUGACGGCGUUCGUGCUGAGGUGUUUCCUGCAGGCGCGGCCGUUCAUCAGCAUCGACGCCAACGUGCUGCACAAAGCCGCGGCGUGGUUAGGAUUCCAGCAGGGGGCUGAUGGGAGGUUCGAGGAGCCCGGCCGGGUCAUCCACACUGAGCUCCAAGGAGGCCAGGACGGCCCCGUCUCCCUGACAGCCUACGUCCUCAUCGCCCUGCUGGAGGACACUGACAUGAGGGCUCAGUACGGCAGCCAGGUGUCAGCGGCCCUGCUGUUCCUGGAGACUCGUCUGGCUCUGGGCGUCUCCAGUAACUACAGCCUCAGCCUGCUCGUCUACGCCCUGGCUCUGUCCGGCAGCUCCAGCGCCGACACGGCUCUCAGUGAGCUGAUUGGACGAGCUGAGAUGAGAGACGGCGUGCCGACGUGGUCCUCCCCAGAUGUCGGCCUGUCGUCGUCGUGGCAGCCUCGCUCCGCAGACGUGGAGAUGGCGUCCUACCUGCUGCUCGCUCAGUACAAACUGGGUCACGUGGCGGACGGUCUCGGCCUCAUGAAGUGGCUCAGUCAGCAGAGGAACCACAGGGGAGGAUUCGGAAGCACUCAGGACACCGUCGUGGCUCUGCAGGCUCUGUCCACGUUCGCCGCUCUCGGCGGGUCUCACGACUUCGACCUCACCGUCAGAGUGAACACUGACGCCUCAACCGCCCCCGCCUCCUUCCACAUCCACGGGGGCAACCACCUGCUCCAGCAGAGUCAGCAGAUCCAACCGGAGGAGGAGCUGCACCUGGAGGUGACUGCAGAGGGUCGCGGACUCGCUCUGGUUCAGCUCAACGUGUUUUACAACAUCAGGAAUGAGGAGCUGACGAGGAGGAGACGAGAGGCCGGCGGACACGAGGCAUUUCAUCUCUACGUCGAGCUGUUCGACACAGAAAUAGACUCAGCACAUCUGUACAUCUGCAGCAGCCUGAGGGGGGAUCUGGGUCUGAAUGCGACCGGCAUGGCGAUCCUGGAGGUCGGCGUGCUGAGCGGCUUCAGUCUGCCUCCUGACGGCGUCCAGACCGACAGGGUCGUGAGGAAAGUGGAGACCCGGCCCGGGAGCGUCAUCCUGUACCUGGACUCAGUGACGACAGACGAUCUGUGUCUCGUGAUUCCUCUGGUCAUGGAGCAUAAAGUCGCCAAAGUCCAGGAGGCGACGGUUCUCAUCUAUGACUAUUAUGAACCCAGACGGAGGACGGCGCGGACGUACAAAUCGGAGUGGAGGAGUGACAUGUCCGCCUGCUCGUUCUGCGGUGAAGACUGCAGCGAGUGCAGAGUGGACGGACGCUUUGAGCUCAACGCUGCGUCGCACAGCUGCCGCCACUUCCUGCUGACCAGUUCAGCUCCCGCUCUGCUCCUCCUCUUCGUCACCAGCGUCUUCGGGGUGUAA
Molecule: messenger RNA, 4422 nt
Organism: Seriola dumerili (greater amberjack)
Lineage: Eukaryota; Metazoa; Chordata; Actinopteri; Carangiformes; Carangidae
Gene: cd109
Product: CD109 antigen-like
Exons: 32
Coding region: 1-4422 (1473 amino acids)
Cellular component (GO): extracellular region
Molecular function (GO): endopeptidase inhibitor activity
Source: RefSeq, a predicted model, not a curated record